Messenger RNA from Zingiber officinale, 2424 nucleotides. RefSeq lists its product as uncharacterized. The transcript is spliced from 2 exons. NCBI's taxonomy places the organism in Eukaryota, Viridiplantae, Streptophyta, Magnoliopsida, Zingiberales, Zingiberaceae. The record is from RefSeq and is a predicted model, not a curated record. The coding region runs from base 1340 to 2293 and encodes 317 amino acids.
CAGAUUUCUGAUUACAAGAUCGAGCUGCAAUUAUUUGGUGUUUUAGUUGGAUUCAACAAAAAUUAUCAGAUUGUGGUUGAUAAUUUCGAAAUGCCUUCAAGCUCUGUAUCUGCUGAUGCUGCCAUUUUUAUACUUGAUUGCAUACGAAAUGCUUACAUUCCUGAUGAUUUAUUCGAAAAGUUAUCACAGACUAAAUGGUUGAAGACCCAGCUUGGCUAUGAAAAUCCAGGGGAAUCUUUUCUGGCUGUCUUAGAAUGGGAAUGCCUUCUUCAGGUUGUCAGCGGCAUUCCGGUAAUAGAUGAUGCAAUGUAUGGUGGUAGAAUCAGGUCAUAUCAGGAUGAGCUAAAGAAAGUUGGAGUAGCAGUAACCAUAAAUGACUUCUCAAAAGCUAUUGCUUUUCGAUUGAAUCGUCUUUUAGAGGGAAGAUUUAUCACAAACAAAAAUGUUCUUGCAUUGCUAUCAUGUUAUAGGCAAUUUGUUAAAAAGGAAAUUACAUUGACGCAUGAUCUUUUCCUUUUCUCCGUUGAGAAGGAAUGGUUGCAUACUAAUCUUGGAUUCAGAUCUCCAAAAGCUUCAAUCCUAUUCAGUCCAGAGUGGCAACUUAUCUCAGCUAUAUCAAAUCUUCCACUUAUUGAUGGUAAUUCUGAAUUCUAUGGUUACUCCAAUGAGAUCUAUGAUUUCAAAAAUGAGCUCCAGGCCUUUGGUGUUAUAGUUGAAUUCAAAGAGGGAGCUAAAUUUGUCAUUGAUGGUAUUGACCUUCCCAGAGAUCCUUCUAUCAUUAAUCCCGUUAGCAUUAUAUCCUUGCUACAGUGCAUUCGCAAUCUGAAGGAAAAUGCAGAAUCUCUUCCUAUGGAGUUCAAGCAAAAGAUGAAAAGUAGAUGGAUAAAAACAGUUCUUGGAUACAAAUCUCCAGAAGAGAGCAUUCUCUUUGAUCCCAAGUGGAGUUUGCAAAGGAAAGACGGUCCCUUUAUUGAUGACAUCUUUUAUGGAUCUGAGCUCGCAUCUUAUAAAAAUGAGCUUAAAGAAAUUGGUGUAUCUGUCGAUGCCACUCAGGCAUGCCUUUUACUAGCCCUUCAUAUUAAGUGCCACUCUGAUAUUACUACAAUCUCGAGAGUGUACCUGUUCUUGAAUACACAUAAAUGGGAGGCUAAUGAUAAAGAUGCAAAGUGGAUUUGGAUCCCAAGUGGUGGUGGAGAAUGGGUGAGCUCCAACAGCUGCAUACUAAAUGAUAGACUUGACCUGUUUGGUUCCCAACUCUUCAUUUUGGAUAAAUACUAUGACACACAGCUUUAUGGUUUCUUUUUAAGAGUUUUUGAGGUUCCGUUUUAUCCAUGGGUCAAUGACUACUGCAAGCUCUGGUCCUCAUGGGAAGUUUCAGUGCACCACCUUGCUGUUCAGCAAUGCUCUGCUUUCUGGGUCUUCAUUGCGAAGCAUUGGAAUAGAGACACAGAGAAACUUCUGCUCGGAAGCAUAUCAAAAUUACCAGUGCAAAGUAAUGAUGGGGUCAUUCUUUCCAAAAAAACAAGAUGUAUUUAUUCCUGAUGAUUUCUUGCUGAAGGAACUGUUUGACAUGGUUUCUGAAACAAUCUUUGUAUGGUAUCCUCCUGUUACCUCUCCUGCCCUUUCUAGAGCAAAUAUGAACAAGAUCUAUAGCAGCAUUGGUGUUCAAUCAAUUUCUAAGGCUGUAGAAAAGGAUGAAUCGUUCAGGACCACUGGUGCUAGUGUUAGGAAAGUCAAUCAGAAAUCUCUGAUAUCGAACAAUGGAUUGCUGAGAAUUGUGCUUGCUUUUCUUUCUGAUACUUCUCUUGGUAUAAUUGCCAAUGAAAGGCAUCGUCUUGUCAAAUAUUUGCUUGAUUUAGAAAUCUUAGAAAUUGAUGCUCCUAUUACAGUUAGCUAUAAGCUGACACUAUCUUCUGGAAUAAUUUUAGAUUUAAAAGCUACUAGAUUGUUUCAUUGGGAGAAGGAUAAGACGAAGUUAUUCUUACAAAGAGAUAAGGGUGGAAUGAAGCGAAAGAGAGAUGGUGGAAUGAAGCGAAAGAGGUACAACAUUGACUAUGCAACAAAUUUUGCAGAUGUGAUAGCAAAGUGCUUAUGUUCUGAAAUGCCAGACCAGAUUGCUCCACUCGCUGAGCUCAUUAGGCUUGGUUGCUUGUUGGACUUUGAGGAGGAUACAGUGAACUACUUAAUGAAGACCAAAAAUCUCCAGUUGUUUCCUGAAGACGAAGAGUUUCUAUCAUCUACAAAGAAUGUGGGAAAGAUUGAAGCUGGAAAAACUGCUACAGUCCUCUACUAAUUAAUGCUCAACUGGGCUGCUAUUUGGAAUCCUUAUGUAGGCUUUUGCCUUCCAACAUGCUUUUGGUGAUGAAGUUUCUUGAGUCCUUCGGUACUUUGUAGUAUAUAAUUUUGUCUGAGAUAGUUCAGUAG